AUGGCCCCGUCACUGGUUGAGAACGUUGCUCUUCGCACCGCACCAGUCACCAAGCUCAAGACCGAUGCCGGGUUCAACAAGGAGAAUGUGAUAGGUUACGGCGAGGUCUAUGAGCAUGAGAACGAGGUGAAGGGCACAGACAAGCAGCCUCCUGCCUCGUUUCCUCACUAUCUUCCCGUGUGGGACAAUGAAACGGAAAGAUAUCCACCACUGACGCCGUUUGAGCACUACGACCACGGCAAAGAUGCCGAUCCAUCGUUUCCUGACCUACUGCCUCAGGGUAAAGCCCAGGUGGACAAUCUCACGCCGACCAUUGGCAGCGAGGUCCGCGGCGUCCAGCUGAGCCAGUUGACGAAAGAAGGAAAGGACCAGCUGGCCCUCUACGUAGCUCAAAGAAAAGUUGUCGCCUUCCGUGACCAGGACUUUGCCCAUCUCCCCAUUGAAAAGGCUCUAGAGUUUGGUAGUUACUUCGGCCGACACCAUAUCCAUCAAACCUCUGGAGCCCCCAAAGGCUACCCGGAGAUCCACCUCGUGCACCGCGGGGCAGACGACCGGAGUGGUGCCGAGUUUCUGGCUACACGGACAAACACCGUGACCUGGCAUUCGGACGUGACGUUCGAGAAGCAGCCGCCCGGCACGACCUUCUUGUACCUUCUCGACGGACCGACCAGCGGAGGCGAUACUCUCUUCGCUGAUAUGGCGCAGGCAUACAGACGGUUAUCGCCUGAGUUCCGUAAGCGGCUGCACGGUCUGAAGGCGGUGCACUCUGGUAUCGAGCAGAUCAACAAUAGUUUGAACCGAGGGGGGAUUGCCCGACGGGAGGGGAUUACGUCGGAGCAUCCGAUUGUCCGGACUCAUCCUGUCACUGGAGAGAAAGCCCUGUUUGUCAAUCCACAAUUUACCCGUUACAUUGUGGGAUACAAGAAAGAAGAGUCGGACUGGCUUCUCAAGUUCUUGUAUGAUCACAUCGCGCUCUCGCAGGAUCUACAGACCCGUGUCCGAUGGCUUCCUGGAACAGUGGUCGUUUGGGAUAACCGUGUCGUCGCACACUCGGCUCUCUUCGACUGGGAAGAUGGACAAAGGCGCCAUCUGGCGAGGAUCACUCCUCAGGCAGAGCCACCUUUCGAGACGCCAUUUGAGGGGAGUCAAUAG
Messenger RNA from Aspergillus viridinutans, 1152 nucleotides. Its product is annotated as TauD/TfdA dioxygenase family protein. Gene Ontology annotation, molecular function: 2-oxoglutarate-dependent dioxygenase activity. Gene Ontology annotation, cellular component: cytoplasm. Bases 1 to 1152 code for a protein of 383 amino acids. Lineage: Eukaryota; Fungi; Ascomycota; Eurotiomycetes; Eurotiales; Aspergillaceae. The transcript is spliced from 6 exons. The record is from RefSeq and is a predicted model, not a curated record.